CCCAUUUUAACUGGGACAUCACGCAGAACAUUCCAGCUCAACGACAGACGAGUUUAAUCAGCGAUAUGUCUGAAGAGGGAAAAUUGUUCGUCGGUGGGCUCAGCUUCGACACAACGGAGCAGUCCCUUGAAGAAGCAUUCUCUAAGUAUGGGGCCAUCUCAAACGUUUACGUUGCCAGACACCGGGAAACCCAGGACCCGCGUGGUUUUGGUUUUGUCACAUUCGAGAACCCGGAAGACGCGAAAGACGCAUCGGCGGGAAUGAAUGGACAGUCUUUGGACGGCAGAACGAUCCGCGUGGACAAGGCCACAAAGCCCGGUGGCGGUGGCGGAGGUGGUUACCGCGGUGGCGGAGGAUAUGGAGGCGGCGGUGGAGGAUACGGAGGCGGCGGUGGAUAUGGAGGAGGCGGCGGCGGCGGUUACGGCAGAGGUGGUGGUGACCGUAGCUACAGCAGAGGUGGCGGGGGUGGCUACUCUUCAGGUGGAGGCGGAGGCUACAGUCGGGACCGGGACCAGUCUGGCGGAUAUGGUGACCGGUACUAGGACGGCUAUGGCCGCAACGCUGUUGUCGACUAGAUUUCAGCCUGCUCCCUUUUCAUCACCUAACAAAGAAGCCCUCCGCAAGAAACCAAUUGUUCAAGUUCUCUCUUUCUUAUUUUCUUGGCGAUUUGCAAAUCGCCUUUCUAUGUUGAAUUGACUUGCGUGCGGGGAAACACAAAAAGGGGGGGAUGUUAAGUUUCGGGCAGUAGAGUCAAAAGCAAAUCUGCCUCGUUGACGGCUUUAGUUCAUUUGAGGCCAAAUCUUUGUCUUUACCCAGUGGAAUCAGGCAACCCAAACGAAUCAACCUUUUUAAAAAUGUACUAAUUCAGAACAGUUUUGCUCCGUCUCCGUCUUGCUAGUUCUCUGAGAGAUAUCUAUGAACAUUAUGUCCCAUGUCCUUACGAUUACUUACACUCUUUUUAUAUGUAUUGUAAAGGCUACUUUCUAUGUCCAUCUGAAGAAUAAAGUAUGAACAGUCAAAAAA
Messenger RNA from Clupea harengus (Atlantic herring), 1023 nucleotides. RefSeq names its product cold-inducible RNA-binding protein-like. The record is from RefSeq and is a predicted model, not a curated record. The transcript has a single exon. Lineage: Eukaryota; Metazoa; Chordata; Actinopteri; Clupeiformes; Clupeidae. Bases 66 to 542 code for a protein of 158 amino acids.